Messenger RNA from Aureobasidium subglaciale EXF-2481, 2166 nucleotides. RefSeq lists its product as uncharacterized. The coding region runs from base 1 to 2166 and encodes 721 amino acids. The transcript is spliced from 2 exons. The record is from RefSeq and is a predicted model, not a curated record. NCBI's taxonomy places the organism in Eukaryota, Fungi, Ascomycota, Dothideomycetes, Dothideales, Saccotheciaceae.
AUGGAGACCGAGCGGCCAUUGAGCAUCCUGCCUUCAAUCAAAUGCUCGGACUGUGGUGCAGAGAUUAAAAUCUCGGCCAUGGGCGAGCACGUGUGUCCAGCACAGCAGGAUGAACCGGCACCCUCAAGUACAUGGCAGAAGCCAAAGUCGCCGACCAUAUCGCCAUUCACAUCACCGGCCACAUCACCAGUCUCACCGCCAAUCACAUCUCCUUCGGCGGCGAAGCAGCGAAGCCUGCUGCCGCCUAUGGAGCAGAGCCUGGACAGGCCGCCUUCAAGACCAGCCAGGAACCCCCUCCCUCGUAUCGAUCCUAAUGUAGCGAACAAGCCGUAUGCUGCGCGACAGGAGAUGCUGUCACCGGACAGCUCCAACAGCUCGGGACGACGUACACCUUUGACACCACUCACAGGCAGGCCGGGUCGCUCGCCGGGAAUGCGUAGCGCUACCAGCCCCAGCCCUCGACUGCCGCGUGAGCCAUCGCAAGAGCUGACCGGAAACAUGGACUGUGCCUUCCCACCCUUCCCUACCGCACGAUCCAAGUCGGCCGCAAGAGUAAAGAGCCCGGUACCCGAUGCAUACUACGCCCCUCGAAGCCCCAUCGGUAAUGGAGGUGCCAUUGUUUCACGCAAACUAGAUACAAUCGCUCCUGGGCCUUUCAACGCGCCCACGCGCAACUCGUCUCGCUCACCUUCGUCCAACGUGGGUGCUCAGGCGCCUCCUGCCAUCACCAUCGACCAGCCUCCAGCCGAGAGAGCCGCCUCGCCCAUCUUCAGGUCCGCAUCCCCUGUCAGUUACGAGAGACCUGCCUCCCCUCCCUCGCCUGUUCCCGCCUCGCCAACCUUAUCUUCGACUUCGACUGCUUCCGUUGGCACCAACCGGGAAGGACGUCCAAUCCCCCAGCGCCCUGUUCGACCGGAGCCACUUGACGGCUUCCUAGCGAUGCUCAAGAGCGAGUCGGAGGCUGCAGGGCAGCAGCUAUCAAACAUGACGAUUCGCUCAAACACAUUCCCCCUGCCUCCAUCCACAUACAAAUCACCCGAACUUGGCUCUGUUCUGAGAAGUCCCUCGGCACCGCCUACGAGGCAGCGACGACCCACCAUCUCUGCUCCGUCGCAAAGCGCUCCUGGCGCCUCUCUUCCCACUGCCUCGUCCACUGGCCCACCUGCCCUCCCUCCGCUCCCUACCAUCUCGACUGCUGUGGCUCCUGCGCUUCCGCCUCUUCCUUCAGCCGCCGACUUGCAGAAACAUGUCCAUCCCGUCGUGCACGCUCCUUCUGAUUCGGCUUCCUCUGCCUCAUCUACACAAAGCUUCAAGUCUGACAUCAGUCCACCCGUCUCGGCAUCGUCAAGCGUCUCCAUGCUCUCGACUACCCUGAGUGAUCUCUCUGAUCCUUCGCUCCUUGUGCCCAGCCUGCAAGUUAAGAGCAAGCAGAUCAAUCGCCUCAGCCCGGACGAUGCCUUCAAGCCCAGCUUUGUUGUUGAGCGCCAGACAGCUCCAGCUCCGUUUGAGGAGAGGCUGGAUAGUCCAACCGAGAAGAUGAAUCAUUUCCCCGUGGGCACUCCUCGUAUUUCCCGCGAGGCUGACUAUCCCGAAUCGCCCGUGGUUCCUGGUUUCCACGUCAAGCGUCCCUUGAGCCCUAUGUCAACAACAUCCACGCCCAUGGCCUCUCCGCCCACCGAGCAUGGCUUUUCCUCCAGACCCACAUCGUCCAAGCGACCCGGAACCUCUUCCAAGCACAUCUGUAGAGGCUGCAGCGAGCCCAUACAAGGCAAGUCUGUCAAGGCUGCUGAUGGACGCCUGACCGGUCGCUACCACAAGCAUUGCUUUGUUUGCAAGACCUGCAAAUCGGCUUUUGCGACUGCUGACUUCUAUGUCAUCGACAACAACCCAUACUGUGAGCAUCACUAUCACGAGCUCAACAACUCCCUGUGCGCACAUUGCGAUCGCGGUAUUGAGGGACCAUACCUCGAAACCCAGCAGACUCAAAAGUUCCAUCCUAGCUGUUUCACCUGCAUUGACUGUCACAAACCGCUGAGCGAUGAUUACUUUGAGAUUGCUGGUAAGGUCUACUGCGAGCAGCACGCCUUUGCAUCGGUCCGCCAACAAGAGGGACUCGGACCUAAGAGAAACAUGGAAAGAAGAACAACACGCUUCAUGGUCAUGUAA